Messenger RNA from Aethina tumida (small hive beetle), 2591 nucleotides. RefSeq names its product zinc finger protein ZFP2. The transcript is spliced from 6 exons. Bases 131 to 2053 code for a protein of 640 amino acids. Lineage: Eukaryota; Metazoa; Arthropoda; Insecta; Coleoptera; Nitidulidae. The record is from RefSeq and is a predicted model, not a curated record. Gene Ontology annotation, molecular function: zinc ion binding. Gene Ontology annotation, cellular component: nucleus.
GCAGCGCUUAGGUGGCCGAACUGGCAUAAAUAAAAUGGAGUUUAUUGUACAUGUUUUUCUUAAAAUAACCUUUCGUUUGUGAUUUUUGUCUGUAAACAUUUGCAGUGGUUGAAAAGUUGAGGUUAUUGUUAUGACAACCGAGAUAACUUUCAGGACCAGCCCUAAUGUAUUGUCGAUGGACAAUGUGGCCGAUUGUUGUAGAGCCUGUUUACGUUCUGAUUGUGCAUUAACGCCUACCGAUGUACAGGACAACGACUCGAUUAAAUUCUGCGACAAACUCUUCGCUUGCGUUUCCGAAGUUGUAUGGCAAAAGGAUGAUAUACCUUAUUUAAUAUGUUCAAAUUGUAUAGACCGCCUUAGAAUAUCCUAUGACUUUCGAAUAGUUUGUCUUCAAUCUGAUCACACAUUGCAAAGAUAUUUUGCACACGCUAAUGAUGACAAAAAUUCCGUGGGGAGAAUUCUUACAACUCCCACAAAAUUUGAUUUUGUAAUACCCACAAGUACACCUGAGGCUAUUACAGAGAUUAUUGAUGAACCACAAAAUUCUGAGUAUAUUCAUUUGAAACAUUUUUUGGACAAUGACGAGGAAAGUUCCAAAAAUGAUCAGGAGUUGGACAUCCCUUCUAGAAGCUCCACUCCUGAUGUAUCACAAUCCAAAGACUACUUAGAGGAAAUUCAGAAUCAUCAAAUUCAGCAUAUCCAAACAGAUCAAAUCCAUGAAAAUCAGCAUCAACAUGUUGAAAUUCAACAACUUCAAACACCAAUUAUUAUUGAACAAAAAACAACAUCAUUACAAACACAAAGUAAUAAUUGCAUGCAACAGCAACACAUUCAAAUACACACCCAACAAAUACCUCAACAACUUCAACAGCAACAACAACCAAUUCAAACUGUGCAAGUUCAAGUCCAAGAACCAAUACAGCAACAACAAGUACAACAACCAGCUGUUGUGCAACAAAGAUAUGUAAUAAAAAGGACAACAGGUGUUCAGUGUAGACCUCCAUCCCCAGUAAAACAAGAAAACUCUGAGGUUAAACAGUUCACCUGCGGAGUGUGUGGCAAAAACUAUCGUAAAAACGCUAAUUUAAGAAUCCACAUGCGCACCCAUACGGGAGAGAAACCUUUCGAAUGUAAAUACUGCGAGAAAAGGUUCUACCACUCGUCCCAUUUGCGGGAGCAUAUCAGACGACAUACCGGCGAAAAACCGUUCAUGUGUGCCGUCUGCAACAAGCGAUUUACCAUCAAAGGCGAACUGACGAUGCACAUGAAGAGUCACACUGGCGAGAAACCUUACGCCUGCACUUGCUGCGAUCGUCGCUGCCUCACGGCAGCCGAUCUGAAAGUUCACAUGCGCACCCACACGGGCGAGAAACCUUUCAGUUGCUUGACUUGUGGCAAAAAGUUCGCCAGCACGUACAUCCUCAACUCCCACAUAAAAACGCACACCGGCGAACGACCCUACUCCUGCACCGUCUGCGAUAAGACAUUCACUCAAUCCAGCCAUCUCAACGUUCACAUGAGGAAACACACUGGUGAAAAGGUGUGUUGUAAGUUGUGCAAUGCGAAAUUCACGCACUCGUCCCAGUUGACGGUGCACAUGCGUGAACACACGGGCAAACAACCGUACAAGUGCAAUUUGUGCGACAAGAUUUGCAAUUACGCCUCCGAACUUCAAACACACAUGAUGAAGCACACGGGCGAGAAGUUUAGUUGCGUGACUUGCGACAAAAAGUUCACCACCGCCGCCUAUCUACACGAACACACCCGCACACACACCGGAGAGAAUCUGUCCACCUGUACGAUUUGCGAAAGGCAAUUUACGAGACACCAGUAUUUAGAAAAACACAUGCGUACUCAUACGGGAGAAAAGCCGUACACGUGCUUCAUUUGCAAUAAAAAGUUCACGCAGUCGUCCAGUUUGAAGGUGCAUAUUAGGAUUCACACUGGGGAAAAACCGUACUCUUGUGCGCUAUGUGACCGCAAGUUCACGACUUCGUCUGAUCUAUCGGUUCAUGCCAAGAAGCAUUGUAAUAAGAAAUAUAUUAGUUUGUAAGCAAGACAACUGUAGGUACUGUUAUAAAACAAAUGUUUUAAUGUCGAUGGUUUUUUAGUUGGUCGUGUAAAAAAUGUGAUAUUAUUGUCAUUGGGGUUUUGUAAUUGUUAUUUGUUGAAUUUUAUUUCUACUUCCAUAUAUGUUAAGCGGUUAUUUUUAAUUAUACUUUUAUUUUUUUUACAGUUUUUACCGGCCAACUUUGAGCCAGUUAUGCCAUAUCUGAAUAUUAUUUAAUUUUUAAGACUGCUUCAUGUUUAUAUUUGUUUUUCCAGUUCACUUACAAGUGAUCUCAUACUCCUUAACAGGUCCUAAUAUUAUUAGAACAGCUUGCUAGAAAACAAUUGCAAUUACUAUAUGAAAUGUUUAAAAUAAUCAAUUUUAGUGAUAUUUGCUCAGCAAAACUAAAUAUGUAGAUAGAAUUGUACAAUUUUUUUAUUUAGUCGGCUUCUUUUAACGCGCGAUAUUUUAUACUGUUAUUUUUGAUUUUAAAACGUCCAAAAUUUAUAUGUAUUUUAAAUAUAUAAGUUUUAAAUUGGGA